UACGACGUCGUGCGUGAUCGUGAUCGAGAGCAGUUGGCCACCGGUACGCCGUACGAGGAGGUCUGCAUCAUUGCCAGUGUAACGGCCGACAGUCUGACCACUAGGACAACGUUCCCGGGGUACCGCAUGAUAGAACUGUUCUACCCGACCGUGCCGUACUUUGGUCCGAACGUGUUCCGGCGGUUCAACCGCACGACGCUGAGCCUGGAACUGCGCAAGGGUACGAUCGAUGAGCUCGUCAUGGGGUUGAGCCACUUGGAAAGCCUGAAGGUGAGCGACACCGGCCUGGGCUUGUUCGAGGUGCUUCCGGAAGCGAACUCAAUCCUGCAGGCGCUCGCCAUCCACGAGCGCAAACUGGUCCGCCUGUCGGCCAACGUGCGCUUUCUGGUAGGACUCCAGCUGCUCGACCUCUCCGGGUGCUCGCUGACGACGGUAGACCUCGGGACGCUCACGCCGAUCCCUUGGCUGACGGUGCUGAACUUGGCCGACAAUCGGUUGACGCUUGUCGAGGCCACCGAAGAUGUCGUGCUGCCGGAACUGAUCAUGUUCGACGUCCAGCAGAACGACCUCCAACGGAUCGCCCGCUAUCCGGAGAUGUUCCCCGGGCUUCGAUUCACGCGCUUGCUUCAGAACGGGUGGCGGUGCGAGUGGGUCAGCGAGGUGCGGAACAAAAUCUGGACCAGCCGGAUCACGGUGCUAGGCUCGGACUUUGAGUGCGCGGGCGAGGCCCGGGUGAACAAUGGCGGACUGUGUUGUGUGCCGACCGAGGAGCGGAUCGCCAUUAGUAAAACGAUGCUCUCGGUUCUGGCCGAGCUCGGGCGGUCAGCGGUGGCCGGAGAUGGUAGUCCCCGGGGGUCCGGGACCGCUGAUAGUGCAACCGUUGCCGACGCACCGCCGAUGACGGUCAAAGUGUUCGAAAACGAAACCGUCGAAGGGGUGAUCGGUGUCGAGAUGGACAACGUUGGCAUCUACUUGCAAGAGCCCGUCGGGGCCAUCUAGAGUAGAGUGGCCGGUGGCUCUGAUUAACGUUGAUCGCAUCCAUUCGCGGUCGGCUGAUAAGGCUGUUUAGUUUGUACCGAUCGGUC
Messenger RNA from Anopheles cruzii, 1085 nucleotides. RefSeq lists its product as uncharacterized. NCBI's taxonomy places the organism in Eukaryota, Metazoa, Arthropoda, Insecta, Diptera, Culicidae. The transcript has a single exon. The annotation marks the transcript as partial. The record is from RefSeq and is a predicted model, not a curated record. Gene Ontology annotation, molecular function: protein binding.